Molecule: messenger RNA, 941 nt
Organism: Desarmillaria tabescens
Lineage: Eukaryota; Fungi; Basidiomycota; Agaricomycetes; Agaricales; Physalacriaceae
Product: O-methyltransferase family 3 protein
Exons: 4
Coding region: 180-881 (233 amino acids)
Molecular function (GO): O-methyltransferase activity; S-adenosylmethionine-dependent methyltransferase activity
Source: RefSeq, a predicted model, not a curated record
GUAUUUUUACUGUAUGUAUGGAGUCAUCCUAUCUCAGAGUUGCGAAUUGAACAAACGCGACGCCGAUUUGCGUGUAUCUCCUCCUUUUGUACCAUUCCUGGUGUACAUCGUUUCCCGCUUUCCUCGGAAUGCAUGGCAGCUAAAAGUCGACUGACAUCCUUUUGAGUUCCAGCAGAGUUAUGGCGAACUUCUCUGCCACCACUUACACUGAUUGGACCCGCUCAGACAAAUACCAUAGGUCUUUUCUUACGCCCACGGACGACAUCCUCCGUGCUGCUGUCCAGAAUAGCGAUGCCCAUGGUCUACGGACAGAAAUAUCCGUUAGCACUGCGCUUGGGAGAUUUCUGAAUUUACUUGCUAGAUCUAUUGGUGCAAAGAGAAUCCUCGAGAUCGGAACCCUUGCAGGAUACUCGACUAUAUAUCUGGCUAGAGCACUUCCGAAGGAUGGAAAGGUCAUCUCACUGGAACUUCAUGAACUCCACGCUAAGGUUGCCUCAGAAAAUAUCGCACUAGCUGGAUUAAGCUCUCAAGUUGACAUCGUUGUCGGUCCUGCGCUCCAAAAUCUUGCAAAUUUUCCUACCGAACAAAAAUUUGACCUGAUCUUUAUCGACGCAGAUAAGCCUCCAAUGGCCGAGUACUUUGCGGAGGCGAAACGGUUGGUAAAACAAGGAGGAGUUAUUAUCCUCGAUAAUGUCGUUCUGAAUGGCGAUGUCGCCAGGGAAUGUCUUCCAGAUACACUGUCCGAUUAUGAUAAAGAGAAAGUUAUGGGGAUUAAGAGGCUGCUCGCUUCAAUUCAAGGAGACAAUGAAGUUGAGGCAACAACUAUCAGUACAGCUGAUGAGAAAGGUUACGACGGCUUCAUGUAUGUUAUUCGAAAGUAGCUCGAUUCAUUCGACUUUGGUUUUUGAAUGUCAAAAAUUUGUCAGUAUUGUGCAAUGGGA